Rhodotorula graminis WP1 is the source of this 1066-nucleotide messenger RNA. RefSeq lists its product as uncharacterized. Bases 1 to 1014 code for a protein of 337 amino acids. Gene Ontology annotation, biological process: regulation of transcription by RNA polymerase II; positive regulation of DNA-templated transcription, elongation. Gene Ontology annotation, molecular function: cyclin-dependent protein serine/threonine kinase activator activity. Gene Ontology annotation, cellular component: cyclin/CDK positive transcription elongation factor complex; nucleus. The record is from RefSeq and is a predicted model, not a curated record. NCBI's taxonomy places the organism in Eukaryota, Fungi, Basidiomycota, Microbotryomycetes, Sporidiobolales, Sporidiobolaceae. The transcript is spliced from 6 exons.
AUGGUGGCCUCCUUGACCGAGCCGCAGUGGUACUACUCGCGCGACGAGCUCGCGCUGCCGCCAUCAGUUCGCGCGGGCAUGCCCCUCUCGCGCGAGCGGGCACUGCGCCAGGAGGCCGUGCGCCAGCUGUGGAACAUGCGCGACAAGAGCAAAGACAAGGGCACCUUCGGCCAGGCCGUCGUCACGGCAGCAGCGACCUUUGUGCACCGCUUCUACAUGCGUGAGACCUUCCAGGACUGGGACCACAAGGCCACCGCCGCCGCCGCCAUCUUCCUCGCGAGCAAAGCCGAGGAGGAGCCCCGAUCGCUCAAAACGCUCCUCUCGUGGGUCCUCGACCCCAACGAGCUCGCCGACCCUCACCGCGCAAACGACGUGCGCCAGAAGGUCCUCGCGCACGAGGAGGCCAUGCUGCGCGUCCUGUGCUUCGACUUGACGGUCCGACACCCACACUGGAUCGCCGUGUCGGUCGCGAGAAAGGCCUGGGUCGGCGAGGGCGAGCAGGAGGUGGGCGACAAGGUGGCCAAAGUCGCGUGGAUGAUUCUCAACGACUCGCUGUCCGCCCCGCUGUGCCUCCUGUACACGCCGCCCGUCCUCGCCGCAGCCGCCGUCGUCCUCGCGUGUGCCCAGCUCGACGUCGCCCUCCCCGGCCCGCCGCCGCCGCUCAGCGAGCAAAAGGCGCUCCACGAGUUCAAGGUGCAGGAGGCCGAGGAGGGAGAGGAGAUGCCCCCGUUCGAGCCGCAGGUCUACUGGCUCGAACUCGUCGGCGUGGAGCCGGAUCAGCUGCCAGAGCCCGUCAAAGACCUCGCCGACGUGUACAAGCUCGCCGCAGACGAGUUUGUCGUCGAGGAAGGCGCACGACAGCUCGCGGCCAAGGCACAAUCGGUCGUCGAUGCACUCGCUUUCACCGCGAUGGCAGGGUCGUCGACGGUCGAGCGCGUUCCUCCCUCGCCCUCGUCCACCUCGCCCGGGUUCACCUCGCCCUCGUUCAGUGACCUCGGCACGCGGCUCGCCUAGAUCCUCUCAGCUGUAGUUCCUCCCCCUUGUUGUCAUCAUUAGUCGUCUCUCA